UUUAUCCCUUUCUAAUUCGUGAAUACUUGCAAUCCAACCGUCGGAUUCAUCAUUCUUAAACUUUUUGCGGUCUUUCUGUUGCACUGGCAACAGGGCAGUCUAUCCGUAAACUUCCGGUGUUAAUUAAAACGCCUGGUUAAAUCUUAAUAGUAUACAAGGUACAUUGCUUUGAACCCAUCCACGGCUAAUACACAUUUUAGCCGUAAAAUACGCCUAUUUCAAUAAACGUUGUCAGUGCAAAUGGCGAAUGGCAAAUGGCAGUUCUACGACCAAUCACUGCUUAUGGGUAUAAUUAUUUGUAAGAAUAAAGAUGAUAGUUAAUAUUAUCGCAGAAAUUAUCCACAUUUUCCUACAUUUAGUAGAAAUUUGACGAGUUCCAUGGUAUUUUUUGAUGAUGGCAAAACUGCCAUUUGAGAAUUGCCAUUUGCCAUUUGCACUGACAACAUAUUUUGAAAUAGGUGUAUAUAUAAGCUUUGUCGUCAAGGAAGUCUGCCAUGAUGUUUGAGCGUGCGCAUGCGCAAUACAUUUCUUUCACUUUGCUUUAGCACUUUACUUGCCGAUUCGCCUCGCUGGGUUUUCGAAAACAGAAAACAAUUUUCCCAAUCAAUAAGUACUUAAAAUUAUAACAAAAUUCGUACAAGCACAUGGCCCCCGCUUAUUCAUCGCAUUACGAUUUUUUGUCAUUUGCUCGGCUUUUAACAUGCAUAUUUGCACUAUACCCUCACUGCUGCAGGGGAGGGGGAGGCUCUACCGGUACAUAUGCUUGUCAUAUCCCUUAGGGUAUAAAAUUAGCUCCAAGUGCUAUCCCUAAGGGUGUCUAACAGGGGACCCAACCACAAAAAAAUACAAAUCACACUCCCUGUUACAGUUUUUAAGACUUUCUGUUUAUUCAAAUCCCAAUCAGUCGAUCUCAUAUCAGCUGUCAACUAAAACAAAACUGUGUAUUACACAUUCAUUCGUUCGUUUUAGGGUUGAAAAUUCAUUUUUUUGACGAACAUAUGUACAUUUUCUAGGGAGAGUCCACCCCCCCUCCCCCCAGGAGCAGAUGCAAAGGAGAUUAUCAGACCAUCCGAGGGACCCAGUGCAGUAGUGCGCAUGGGAGACCCCUAGGCUAGUACUUCGUGUAGGGUCAAGGAGAUAAUGACUCUCGUAGGGCUCACCCGGUUCACCUUUGCUGUUUACGACCGAGUGGCCCUCGCUCCUCGGAAGAUCACACGUUUUGGUCAAAGACGCUUUAAAUUAGGGAAUAAGGGAAGCAAUUUUUCACCGGCGUAGAGGAAGGGUGAGUCUGUGGGAAGUCAGCGUUUUUACGGAACCGAUCACCGGUACGUAGUCGGAAAUCCUAACUGACUUCCCGGCUUUCAGCGGUGUUAUACAUUGACUUCCGGUGUUAUGGCAUUACAAAACGUCCGGUAUAAAAAUAGAAUGCAACAGGGCUAAAUCUGGCGGGAACUAUAAAAAAAAUUCCCGCAUUUUGAACAAUGUCACAAACUCUUUCGGAAAUAGAAGGAGAAUUUUUAAGACAACAUUUCACACAAGCAAGAACAGAUUAUAAUUACUUUUAUUUUAUUUUUUAUGAAGCUGACAAGUCUUUGAAUUCUGUUUUAGAGGAAUUCCUUUGCCUCUCAUGUUGUUCCUUUUUUUCACGCAAAAGGAGACAAACGAUAAUCUGAAUCAGACCCAACCUUCCUCCACGCCGGUGGAAAAUUGCUUCCCUUUAAAUUAUCCCCGAUGGCAUUGUCGACACCUCAAGACUCUAGGGUAGAGCCCUAUCAAUUACCUGCGGAAUUCCGUGAGAUCGAUAAGAUACGAUAUUUACCCGGUGUGACUCGUGAGCUUCUGGACGAGAUCAAGAAUCUCCCGGUGCAAGAAGGCGACGUAUUUGUAGCGACCUACCCCAAAUGCGGCACUACCUGGGUUUCUGAAAUUGUAUGGCAGAUCUUUAAUGAUGGUCAAAUUGAUAAAUCAGACAUUAUUAUAAGAGUGCCGUUUCUAGAAGCUUACCCAAUGAUACAGAAAAGAGGUGUGUUUGUCAAUGACAAUUUGACUGAAUUCUACCGAAGUGUUCCUGCACCACGAGUCUUUAAAACCCACCUGCACCAUCACUUUGCACCUAUGGGAAUUGACACCACCCCUAAGCCGAAGUACAUCUAUGUGAUGCGUAACCCGAAGGACUGCGCAGUUUCCCUGUUCUUUCACUGCAAAGGGAUGGCAUAUUACAAGUGCGAUGCCUCAUGGUUGGAGUUCUUUGAGGCAUUCAUCAGAGGUAGAGUGGAAGAGGGUUUGUGGUUUGAUCACGUUCUUGGCUGGUGGAAGCAUCACGAGGAUCCCAACAUUCUCUUCCUCAAGUACGAGGACAUGAAGAAGGAUUUACCAAGGACUGUUCGUCAAAUUGCGUCAUUUGUCGGAAGAUCUCCAUCUGAGGAGGUUAUUGCAAGGAUUGUUCGUCAGACAACCUUUGAUGCCAUGAAAGACGGAGAGCAAUUCUACCAAAGAAAAAGGCCCGAUUUUAAGCCUGGUUUUAAGUUCAUACGCAAAGGGGAGGUGGGUGACUGGCGUAACUAUUUCACAGACGAGCAGAACAGGCGUGUGGAUGAGAUGUACACCCGCAUGAUGACUAGUAGUGGUCUUCAGCUAGAGUUUGAACCGGACGCCUUACAGUAAGGCAACGAUUUUUUUGUUCAGAAAUCAUCGUCGUCACAUUGGGCACGAAUAAUGGCCUUUGAGAUGGUCAAAAAAUUCAGUUCGGGAGAGACAAGAAUAAGAGCAUAAAACAGCUUUUUGGUAGGGUUUUAGGCGUAUCAAAACUUGAAAGACUUGUAGAAAAGCCUUUGAGAGCAAAGAUGGGGUAAAAAUUUAUAUUUCGAAUUUCGAAUGUUCGGUGGAAAAGUUCGAUUCGCUAUAGUCAAUAGAUGACAGCGAGGAUGAUGGUCAUCACGAUUGAAUUACAGCUUGGAAGCGUAAUUAUACUGGAAUUCGAAGGCACAGUUAACGGUGGACAAGCAGGCAUGGAUUCUUGACCCUGGAGUUGACUAUCCAGUACUGCAAAUGGUAUUCGUUGCGUCCUCCGAAGCUCAUAAUGCAUGCAUAAAUACAUGCCUUACGGUGUGUUGUGUUUAGUUUCAAUAAGUUAUAUAUGCAGCCCGUCCGAGUUUGUAGGUCGAUCAUGAACAUUCAGUAUUCAAAAUUCCUUGUGCAGGCGCUGUUAAAAGUUGAAUGGGGGUCAAUAAUUUUUCAAAGGUGGUCCAAUUUAUGAAAACUAUUACAAUAGCUUUGUGCUUAAAAAGGAUUGGACCAUUGGACCACAGAACCACACCUGGAUCAGCCACUGCAGAAAAUGACUUGACACAUACAAAUAGUAUUUCAUAUGUGUUUUAAUGACUUAAUAGUGCUAUAAGCUUAUAUCAUCUCAUCUCCUACACACAAAAAGCAUGUGGUACACAGAAUAUCAAAUAAAACAAAUAGAAGACACA
Nematostella vectensis (starlet sea anemone) is the source of this 3473-nucleotide messenger RNA. RefSeq names its product sulfotransferase 1C2. Gene Ontology annotation, biological process: sulfation. The record is from RefSeq and is a predicted model, not a curated record. The coding region runs from base 1732 to 2664 and encodes 310 amino acids. Gene Ontology annotation, cellular component: cytoplasm. Gene Ontology annotation, molecular function: sulfotransferase activity. Lineage: Eukaryota; Metazoa; Cnidaria; Anthozoa; Actiniaria; Edwardsiidae. The transcript is spliced from 5 exons.